Molecule: messenger RNA, 776 nt
Organism: Cylicocyclus nassatus
Lineage: Eukaryota; Metazoa; Nematoda; Chromadorea; Rhabditida; Strongylidae
Source: the annotation of a GenBank genome assembly
AUGAAGCUGAAAUUCGAAAACAUUGGAGAGAACACGGAACGGCACCGAUUACAAACAAACUACAAAGGAAGCAGAGCUAAGGACGAGAAGAGAUAUAUUAGGCUAUUCUUUCAAGAGAUGAUGAAACUACUCAUUGCUAUUCUCUACCUUGCGAGUGCUGCCUCCAACUCAAACAUGAGUGAAGUAAGCAAUUUUACGAAGACAGAUAUGGAGCUUCCUCUUUUCAAGGCGAAUAUGUUUGCAAUGAAAGCUUUCCUGAAAGUUUGGUGGUUCACUGCGGAACUCAUGGGUGAAGAUAUUCUCUAUAGUUUCAGUCGUGAAGAGAGGGCUGUCCUAGAAAAAAUUGUCUCGACUAUCAAACUUAGGAGUGAGGAAGAGUUUUUUGCUGAACUGAUAAAGAAGUCUGCAGAUCUCGGAGCAAGGGUGAAAAACAUGUUUGAUCUAAGGAAGAAACAACUUGCUGAGCUCAAACCCGAAGCGCAAGCGUUUGUUGAAAAUAUAACGGAAUUCAUGUGGAACAGCAAAUUCCUUGACGAGUAUAAAGCAUUGCCUGAUUCUGCUGCGGACGAGUUUACACUGGGCUUCGUUGAAAAGUUCAAUGCCUUAUCUGAUGAUGUCAAAGAGAAUAUCAAGGAAAAGAUACCUGCGCUUGCAGCAUUUCUCACAAGCGAGGAAGCAACAAAACGUCUUCAAGAACACUAGGCAUUGUCAAGAAUCUCUCUUUCAGCUUUUGUGAAACUUGAAGAGCAAUGCAUAAAGUUUGAUUAAUAUUUCAA